Molecule: messenger RNA, 4950 nt
Organism: Ochotona princeps (American pika)
Lineage: Eukaryota; Metazoa; Chordata; Mammalia; Lagomorpha; Ochotonidae
Gene: ZXDC
Product: ZXD family zinc finger C
Exons: 6
Coding region: 154-2328 (724 amino acids)
Biological process (GO): regulation of transcription by RNA polymerase II
Cellular component (GO): nucleus
Molecular function (GO): transcription coregulator activity
Source: RefSeq, a predicted model, not a curated record
UCGCGCACGCGCGGCUGCGGGCUGGGGGCGGGUUCGGCGCCGGUGACCACAGGCUGCGGGGCGGCAGCGCGGUGUCCGGCGCUCGCUCGUGCGAGGCGGCUGGUUCUCCUUCGGCCGCGCGGCUCGAACGCCACCGCCGCCGCCGGACCCGACAUGGACCUCCCGGUGCUGCUCCCCGCCCCUGCCGCGCGCAGAGGCCAAUAUGGCGGCGGCGAGCCGGGCAAGCUUCGCCGAGGCCCGGGGCCUCCCCUCGGCUCGGGCCCCGCGCGCCGCCGCCUCCUGCUUCUGAGGGGCUCCGAAGAUGGCGGGCCUGGGCCACGGCACGAGGAGGCUCCGGGGCCGAGCCCCCCGCCGGCCGAGGACGGCGGCGACGCCUUCGUGGUGCUGCUGGAGGUGGCGCGCGGCACCGCCACUACCACCGAGGCUCCGGAGCGGCGCGAGGCCGAGCCCGCCCCCGGCUCCGCUGGCCGAGCCGAGCAGGGCCCCAGCGGCCCGGCCGCCGCCCCCGCCGCCGCUGCCACCGCCGCUGCCGCCUCCUCCGGCCCCGGUCCCGCCCUCUCGGGCACCGUCACCAUCAACAACCAGAACCUGCUGGUGCGCUUUGACAACGGGGUCUUCACCCUGGCCCCCGCGCCGCCGCCCGCGUCCGUGCAGUCGCCAAGCUGUCGGCCCGCCCCGGCCGGCCAGGCCAUCGUGGUGAACCCAGCCGAGAAUCCUCGCGGGGUCCCGGGCUCCGGCCCCGGCGCGCCGGGCUACCGCUGUCCCGAGCCGCAGUGCGCGCUGGCCUUCGCCAAAAAGCACCAGCUCAAAGUGCACCUGCUGACGCACGGAGGCCUCCAGGGCCGGCGGCCUUUUAAGUGCCCGCUGGAGGGCUGCGGCUGGGCCUUCACCACCUCCUACAAGCUCAAGCGGCACCUGCAGUCGCACGACAAGCUUCGGCCGUUCAGCUGCCCGGUGAGCGGCUGCGGCAAGAAAUUCACCACGAUCUACAACCUCAAGGCGCACAUGAAAGGCCACGAGCAGGAGAGCUUGUUCAAGUGCGAGGUGUGCUCCGAGCGCUUCCCCACGCACGCCAAGCUCAGCUCUCACCAGCGCAGCCACUUCGAGCCCGAGCGCCCUUACAAGUGUGAUUUUCCCGGCUGUGAGAAGACGUUCAUCACCGUGAGCGCCCUGUUCUCCCAUAACCGAGCUCACUUUCGGGAGCAGGAGCUCUUCUCUUGCUCCUUUCCUGGAUGCAGCAAACAGUACGACAAAGCCUGUCGGCUGAAAAUCCACCUGCGGAGCCACACAGGUGAGAGGCCUUUUGUGUGUGACUCUGACAGUUGUGGCUGGACAUUCACCAGUAUGUCCAAACUUCUGCGGCACAAAAGGAAACAUGACGACGACCGCAGGUUCACCUGCCCCGUGGAAGGCUGUGGCAAGUCGUUCACACGAGCGGAGCACUUGAAGGGCCACAGCGUGACCCACCUGGGCACAAAGCCCUUCGCCUGCCCUGUGGAAGGGUGUUGUGCUAGGUUCUCUGCUCGCAGCAGUCUGUACAUUCACUCGAAGAAGCACCUGCAGGACGUGGCUGCUCCGAAAAACCGCUGCCCAGUCUCCAGCUGCAACCGACUCUUCACCUCCAAGCACAGUUUGAAGGCGCAUGUGGUCAGACAGCACAGCCGGCGCCAAGAUCUCUUACCUCAGCUAGACACUCCAAGUUCUCUUACACCCAGCAGUGAACUCAGCAGCCCAGGCCAGAGUGAGCUCACUAACCUAGAUCUGGCAGCGCUCUUCUCGGACGCUCCCAAUGGUGGUGGUUCAGCAGGUGGGUCAGACGAGGUGCUGCGCUCUGGCAUCCUGACCAUCGAUGUCACCUCUGUGGGCUCCUCUCUGGGAGGGACCGUCCCUGCUAAUAACAGCUCCCUGGGGCCCAUCGAUCCUCUGGUCCUCGUGGCCCACAGUGAUGUUUCUCCAAGUCUCGAUAGUCCUCUUGUCCUCGGGACGGCUGCCACAGUCCUCCCGCCAGGCAGCUUCAGCAUGGAUGACGUGCAGACUGUGAGCACCGGAGCACUGGGCUGCCUGGUGGCCCUGCCCAUGAAGAACUUGAGUCAGGACCCCCUGACCCUGACCUCCAGCACUACCUUGGCCGCGCACAUCACCAGAGCAGCCUCUGCAAGCACCUCCCAGGAACAUGGCAGUGCCCCGGAACUGGGGGAGCAGGACUCACCACCUGGCUGCAUGGUGCUGGGGCCUCAUGGAGGCAGCCCUGGGCCCCCAGCAGAGCGUCCUGGUGCCCAGAAGGAAACAGAGCUCCCUGCGGGCCCUGGCAGCCUCCAUUUAGUAUGACGCACUCUGUUCUGUCGCCACUGUGUAGCUCCCACCCCGCCACUGUGGUUGUGGUUGUGGUCAUGGGGAAGCUAUGGACCGACCCUGUCUAUGCAGACGCUCUUCCUGCUUUGCAGAAGGACGGAGCCCUGGGCUGCAGGUCUGGAGAGCGGAGUCUGACCUUGCGUCUGGAACUGACACAUCCUUAAGACCUUGAGCAAAUCACUUAACCUAUCUGAGCCUUAAAUUCUCAUUUAUUUAAAAAAUAAGGGGAUUUGGCUAGAUAAUUUCUAAGGUCCUUUUGAGUUCCGUGAUUGGUGAUAAUGUGUUCCUUUUCUCAAGAAAAUUGGGUCAUUUCGUAAUCUUGAAAUGUUUUGUGUCUGUACUUUUCACAUUAAGGACAAGUCCAACAGAGGAGGCAUUGAUACUAAACUACCUUGAAAGGCUUGAUGGGAACUCACCAUGCCGAGAUUUUUUUUUUUUUAGCAGAAUAAAUGAAACAGGAGCAGUUUGUGACCUUCAUUCUUGGAGGAUCCUCACAGCUCUUCACCUUGGAGGCUGGGGAGUUCAAUAGACUAUAUUUAUAUCAGUGAUAGCAUUUACUAUAAUUUAACUUAAACUUAUUUAAUUAAAGAUCCUGGGAGAGAGUCUUCCCUAGCAUCAGAUGGAAUAAUCACAUGGUUGUGUCUCUUAUUGGCACAAGUUAGAUUGGUUGGCGACGCUGCUGUCUUUGACAGCGCCAAGUCUUAAUUUCUCACAGCUUAGCUCAGUCUCUGGGAGCAGAAUGAGCUGUGGGGGCACCUUGGGCACAGCGCUGUGAAGUGUCUGACAUCUGAGCACAGGGCAGUCUGUCUCUCCGUCUCUGGUGUCGGGCUUGUUGGUGGCAGAGGCUCACUUGCUGGCCAUGCUCAGGUUGCUCCAGCUGUCGCCCAGGGGACAAGUGACUGGGCAGGGUCAGGAGGUGCCACAGAUUGCAGUGAAUUGGGCAGUCAGUCCCACAGGGACUCUCGUGGCUGCCGUACCUACAGGGCCUCACCUGGGUGGCAGCAGAGAAGCCUGCCACAGCUGGAUCCCGACCCCUGUUCAUUUUCUUGUUAGCUGCAUAACUUUGGUCCCCUUGCUUGCCUGAGCACCCGUGGUGUGUAGUGAAAGGGUAUUAGAUAUUGCCAAGAGCUGAUGAGGGCUGCCUUUCGUUUGUUUGUUCUCCCCUUUUUGUAGUGAUAAGAAUUAAAAUUGUCUUAUAAAACAUGUACACAUGUUUAAGUCCUAGUAGAGGACUGUUUGGCUGGCUUUCCUUCGGUAAGUUUGCUCCAGCUGUUUUGACCUAGAAGCCACUGAGGGUGGCACCUACCGCCAGAGCCACCCCUGUGGCGAGCAGGGGAGUCAGGGCAUCCGGGGAAGGCAGGCAUUGGUCUCAGAAAGGGGAGAAGUCUGCCCUGCAGCUAGAGCAGAUUCUGUGAAACAUUUUCAUGGAUGUUAGACUUAGGAAUGCUCCAUGUUGCUUCUCUGGCUAAUAAAAUCAUGUUUACUGCUCCCCUGGCUUUGAUCAGCUAUUGCCAUAGCUGAAUGCAGCAGGUGGUUCUCAAUGUGCCCUUGCCAGAGACUGCAGAAGUGGUUGUAGGUACUCACGGGUGGUCCAGCAGCAGACCUGGGGCUCUGCUCUCUUCCCUUUGCUCCCCUGCCACUACUGCACAGAUCAGGUGACUGACACACUUUUCUUUGGUCUCAGGAAAGUGGGGGCUCAGCAAGAACUAAUUAUCGAGCCAUUCAAAUAGCCAAGGAAACAAAGCAGGAAGGAAUGGAGAGCCAUGCAGGUGAGGCGCGUGCUGCAGGGUGGGACACAGGCUGGGCUGGCUGGCUGCGUGCAGCCCGAGCAGGAAGCAUGGGGGCAGGACAGGUGUUUCUCUGUUCUUUGUUUCAUUUUUAUGUCGCAUAUGUCCUUUUCUGCUCUUUAGGUUUAUCUAAACUUCAGGGGGAAAAAUGUAGUCACAGAAUUCCCAGCAGUGUGUGAUAGGAACAUGUCCCGUUCUUGCCACCCCUCCCCCCGCCCCGAAACCAAAGAAAGCUUUGUGAAAGUUUGGGGAUCAAACACAGGUGUCACUUACCUGGAGGGCUGAUAAGGCAUAGAAGCAAAGCGUGCCAGGUGUCAGGAGAGCAGAGCCCAGGACCUGGUACAGAGGGGCCGCUGGCCCAGCGGGGCAUUGUGCCAACCCUGGAGAUGGGCCUGACCUACUCUCCCCAAGAGACAUGUUCCUGUGUGUCUUGUGUGGUCUUGUGGCCCUCAGUACAGCUUAGGUUGGAAUCAAAAAGUCAACACCAUACUUGAAUUUUCAAAGAACACCUUGUGGACCAAAUAAGAAUAGAGGAGUGGGAGAGGGAUGUGGGCAUGGCCCAGGGCUUCCCUUUCACGUGAACAUGAGCAGGGUGGGGACACAGUGAUAGAGCAACCGGUGAACCUUUGGUCAGGGCAAUGGUGAAUUCUCACAGUAUAUUCUUUUGUGUGUCUCAUUUGUCUUAUAAUUGCUUUAAAUUUACUUUUAAAAUGUCAAAGGAUACGUGGCAUCAGUGAUGCAGUUUUCUAUCUUGUUUCCUAAUAGUAUUAUGGCUUUAUAUUUAAAAUAAAUAAUAACUUUGCUUUCUGUU